Lagenorhynchus albirostris (white-beaked dolphin) is the source of this 1379-nucleotide messenger RNA. RefSeq names its product phenylethanolamine N-methyltransferase (gene PNMT). Lineage: Eukaryota; Metazoa; Chordata; Mammalia; Artiodactyla; Delphinidae. The transcript is spliced from 3 exons. Gene Ontology annotation, molecular function: phenylethanolamine N-methyltransferase activity. The coding region runs from base 442 to 1293 and encodes 283 amino acids. The record is from RefSeq and is a predicted model, not a curated record. Gene Ontology annotation, cellular component: cytosol.
GAUGUCCCUGGCGCUGGGAGCUGGGAAUGGGGGAAAGGGCUAGCUUGAACCCUGGCAAAAAAGAAGGGAAGGGAUGCCAGGCAAAAGGGGUGAAUGGAGAAGAGCUACAGGGAGGAGCUGGGGCUGGUGAACGCAGGGGUCUAAGGAGUCUGGGGGCACGAAGCUGAGGGGCAGGGCGCGGGAGCUGGCCUUGGACCAGGGCAGGUGAGGCAAAGGGUGGAGGGCAGAGGGGAGCAACCGUGGAGCAGGGGCGGGGACGGAUGCUCCCCCCGUGUGUCUGCUGCUCCGACACUAAAGGAGAUGGAUGGGGUAAGGGAAACGCAGCGCGCGUGGCCCCGGGCGGCUCAUCGCUCAGCCGCCGCCCCCGCAGCGGAGAGGUCGGGGCGGGGGUCCGGCCGCAGAUAAAGGCGAGCGGGGGACAAGGGCGGCCGCGGCAGCAGCAUGAGCGGGACAGACCUGAGUCACGCUGCGGGCGCGGCCCCCGACUUAGACCCGGGCCGGGCGGCAGUCGCCUCGGCCUACCAGCGCUUCGAGCCCCGCGCCUACCUCCGCAACAACUACGCGCCCCCUCGGGGGGACCUGAGCGGCCCCGACGGCGUCGGGCCUUGGAAGCUGCGCUGCUUGGCGCAGACCUUCGCCACCGGUGAGGUGUCUGGACGCACCCUCAUUGACAUUGGUUCAGGCCCCACUAUCUACCAGCUGCUCAGCGCCUGUGCCCACUUUGAGGACAUCACGAUGACAGAUUUCUUGGAGGUGAACCGCCAGGAGCUGGGGCUCUGGCUGCGAGACGAGCCUGGGGCCUUCGACUGGAGCGUGUACAGCCAGCAUGUCUGUCUCAUCGAGGGCAAGGGUGAAUCCUGCCAAGAGAAGGAGUGCCAGCUGAGAGCCAGGGUGAAGCGGAUCCUGCCCAUCGACGUGCACCAGCCCCAGCCCCUGGGCGCUGGGAGCCUGGCGCCCCUGCCUGCCGAUGCCCUGGUCUCCGCCUUCUGCCUAGAGGCUGUGAGUCCGGACCUUGCCAGCUUCCAGCGGGCCCUGGACCACAUCACUACACUGCUGAGGCCCGGGGGGCACCUCCUCCUCAUCGGGGCCCUGGAGGAGUCAUGGUACCUGGCUGGGGAGGCCAGGCUGGCAGUGGCGCCAGUGCGUGAGGAGGAGGUGAGGGAGGCCCUGGUGCGUAGCGGCUAUGAGGUGAGGGAUCUGCGUACCUACAUCAUGCCUUCCCACCUUCGGACAGGCGUAGAUGAUGUCAAGGGCAUCUUCUUCGCCUGGGCCCAGAAGAAGGUGGGGGUGUGAGGCCCCAGUGCAUACAGUGUCGGCGGCCCUCACCCACCUAGAUUCCCUGUUAUCUGAGGUGGCACCUAAUAAAGAAAUAAGUCCGU